GGGUCUGGAAGGGCAUUAUGAGAUUACCUCGACUGAGGGGGACUCGAUCCGGAAAGAGCUCCCUGUUUCCCCUCCGCACAUCUCCCUCUUGUCGGCAUCCCUGGCCUGGGGUGGGGCGUCUCCCAUCCCCUCAUUUCUACCCCCUCUACCCCGGGUGGAUAUCGCGCCUUCUAGUGUCCGAGCCUAGGUGGGGUUAGAAGGUGGUUUAAUCCUUUGAGGUCUGUCUGGCCUGAACGGUGGUUUGGGGUUAGGAAAACCUGAGUUCAAGUACUGCCUUGUGACCCUCAGCCAGUCAUUGGCCUUACCGGCCUCAAGUUGUCCUCGUCAAGAUGGCACCGUAGUUACUUAACUCCCCCCCCCCCCCCAACGUGCUUGAGGGUAUCGUAGAUCAUAGGAGAUGUUAGUCAACAAACAUGAAGCGCCUACUACGUAGUCGUAUACUACCUUCAUUUCUGUCGUGACUGAGCCUUAGAGACCCCAUUUCGGGCAGCUCAUUUUACAAAUGAGGAAACCGAGGCCCAGGGUCACAGCUAGUAAAAAGACUAACAGGAAGGUAUGGCAGUAUAUCAGCAAAAUCUAACUCCAGAUGAUAUUCAAGAUAAAGAAUAUAUUGUGGAUAGAAAAGAUAAAAUUAUUGAAGAAUGUGAAGAAUUAUGGAAACAGAUGGAAAAAUAUCAGCAGGAGAUAGCACUUGCUGGAGGUGAAAGACUUAACCGUUCUGAUGGUGAGCUAACAUUAUUAACAAUGCGAUUAAAGAGUCUAUCAGCAGAAUGCAAUCAAUGGCUGGAAAGAACUCCUGACAUAAUCCCACUGAAUCCAGAAAAUCUGGUAGUACUAGGAAAAGAGGAGUUGCAAAAAUUAGACCAUGAUCUUGGAGCAUUGCUGUCCAUGGUUCAGGCAAAGAAUGAGCAACUACAGGAAGACUUAAGAAGAGAACAAGGAUGGUUGGAUGAGCAAGAACAGCUAGUAGCAGCUCUCAGUGAAAUAUGUAAGAAACUAAAAAAUCAAGCGAUACCAAUUUCUGAGAAAAGAAUUUUUCUUGAACUGAAAAUGAAAAUGACUAAAAUAAGAAGACAUAGAGAGAAACUCUUGACCUCUUUGGGUGAGUUUCUAGAUAAGCAUUUUCCUCUCCCUGAAGAAAAUGAAAAUAAGAAGAGAAAAAGAGAGUGUCAGCCAAAUGCACGACUAAUGACAAUGCAUGAAAUUCUAGAGCUUCUUAUAAAUAGCCUACUUCAUUCUCCACAUGAUCCAUAUGUAAAAAUUAAUGACUCCUUUUGGCCACCUUAUAUUGAACUGCUGCUGCGUAGUGGAAUUGCAUUUAGACAUCAAGAUGAUCCAAGCCGAAUACGAUUAGAAGCAUUUCAUCGGUAAAAAUGAUGUAUGUACUUUCUUAGAUUUGGUACCCAAACAUUAAAGGAAGUCCAGGUAUACAUUUGGAUGAUGAACAUUGUUUCCACCAAAGUUUAAUCUUUCAUUUUUUACUGAUUUUCCAAUUACAUAUUCCUUUCUCAUUUAGUCAGUGUUGGAAUAUUGCAAAAUAUUUUUAUGGCACCUUUUCUUUAGCAUUUUGUUUCAUACAAAGCUUAACUUGGAUGCUUUAGAGAAUUGUAAUUCAGGUGAUGAAUUAGACACUUUUGUUAUAACAAGGCAUAGAAGUUGUGUUGAUGUUGUAGUUUAAAAGUUAAUAGAUUUUGAAAAAAGUAAACUAAAAUUAUUUUCAUUUUUAACAAUUUAUAUGUAAAGUUAUUGAAAAUUAAAAUAUUAAAGACUGGAUAAAGUGAUUAGAUAAUGUAUAAUAAGAACGUAUAUUUAAAUGCUAAAUUAUAUUGGAAAUUAAACUUUGUGAUUGUCUUUAUUGAAAAUUUCAUCCAUAUGAUCAUACUUAAAAGUAAUCAGUGAAUUAUAUAACUCCAGAAAUUAGGUCUUCAGAAUAUUUUUAGAAACUUUUACAUUUUUUUCUCCCUUGUACCUUUCCUCCCCCAUACUGGGAAAAAAAAGAAAACCAAAACUCUUGUGACAAAUAUGCAAAUCCCAUAUUAGUCCUCUCAAAGAAUGUUUGCAUCAUUCAGUGUCUUGAUUUCAUCACCUCUUUGUCAGGAGGUGGGCUAAAUAUGCUUUGGAAUUGUGGCACAUCAUUGAGUUAAUCAUAAUUCUCAAGUUUUUCAAAGUUAUUUUUCUCAGCAAUGUUGUUGUUGUUUUAAAAAAUGAUUCUUCUGCUAAGUCAUUCCCCAAUUGAGAAAUGGUCAAAGGAUAUGAACAGGCAGUUU
This is a messenger RNA of Dromiciops gliroides (monito del monte), 2267 nucleotides long. RefSeq names its product centromere protein K (gene CENPK). The transcript has 10 exons. The coding region runs from base 556 to 1371 and encodes 271 amino acids. NCBI's taxonomy places the organism in Eukaryota, Metazoa, Chordata, Mammalia, Microbiotheria, Microbiotheriidae. Gene Ontology annotation, biological process: kinetochore assembly; mitotic sister chromatid segregation. Gene Ontology annotation, cellular component: nucleus. The record is from RefSeq and is a predicted model, not a curated record.